Lachnellula hyalina is the source of this 408-nucleotide messenger RNA. RefSeq lists its product as uncharacterized. NCBI's taxonomy places the organism in Eukaryota, Fungi, Ascomycota, Leotiomycetes, Helotiales, Lachnaceae. The coding region runs from base 1 to 408 and encodes 135 amino acids. The transcript is spliced from 3 exons. The record is from RefSeq and is a predicted model, not a curated record.
AUGGACCGGUCAGGAAAUGCGCAGAAUACUGCAGCAGGAAUUUCCGGGGCUACAAAUGGGCAGCCUGUACCCAAAACGGAAGAGGAUGUUUGGGACGAGGAGCGACUUGAAAAGGCUAUGGCUAGGUUGAAGGAGAUGCAUAUCCAGCUGAGAAAUCUACGAACCACCCUUCCCAGACUCCUCGAACCGCUAACCAAGAAGCAACCAUCGCCUGAAACUCUGUUCUCCGAGUUUGCUAAAUCCUCCACCACGGCGAACCAAGAAGUCCAGCAAUUCCAACGGCUGAUGAAGGAAGAGGGAACAAGCGUUGUUCUAGAGCAAGCCCGGAAGAGUCGUGCAGAGAAUCCGAAUGAUAUAAAGCCAUGGAGAGCAAGGGAACACCCGGAUUGGCUUACCAGAGAUACAUGA